Messenger RNA from Zerene cesonia (dogface butterfly), 5608 nucleotides. Its product is annotated as serine-rich adhesin for platelets-like. The transcript has 5 exons. The record is from RefSeq and is a predicted model, not a curated record. Gene Ontology annotation, molecular function: chitin binding. Bases 318 to 5306 code for a protein of 1662 amino acids. NCBI's taxonomy places the organism in Eukaryota, Metazoa, Arthropoda, Insecta, Lepidoptera, Pieridae. Gene Ontology annotation, cellular component: extracellular region.
CAUCUGUUAUGUUCGUACGUUGAAUAUAAGCAAGAGGAUCUUCGGCGCGCGUCCAUACAUUACUCUACCGAGACCUUGUGCGCUACGGAAGGACGCAGCCCCUACACGAAAACAUCCCGCCAUUUUCGAACUAGCAUUUACGCGGGAAAGUCAUAUGCGAUUGUUUUUUUUUAUUUUAAUUUUAAGUUAAGAAUAAUUGUGUGUGGAACAAUUAAAAGGAAUAAAAAAGUUGCUGCUAUAAUGAAGAGAUAAUAAAAAAAUCAACACAUUGCAUAAAAUACAUCUAAUAUCCUAUUACUGUAUUAUUGAGUACUAAUAUGUGUUUUGUAAAACUGCCAUUAAUUUUACUCCUAUUAUACUUUAGUUAUGUCAUAACAGAUGAAUACGAUACAACUACGGAGAAACAUAGAAAGGAACGUGUUAAUGGUCGGAUAGUUAAAUUAUAUUCAGAUACCAGUCCGGAAUCUGUUACAUGUCACAAGGAAGGAUUUCAAGCGGAUUUUAAAGACUGUUCGGUCUUUUAUCGUUGUCUAAAAGGAAAUAAUGAAAAGUAUACAGUGUUUAGGUUUCAAUGCGCUCCGGGCACAAUUUACGACCCUGAAAAGGAAUUGUGUAAUUACCCUCAUAGUACGAGACGUGCUGAUUGUAGUACUGAAUUAUUCAGCAAUGAAGGAAAGCAUGAGAACGAAAUAGAAAAUGUUUUGCAAGAAUUACCUCAACCCAUAAAAACUACUAACGUCCCACUAAACUUCAUAGAUUCCAAAAAUCCAUCAUCAUUUGAAUAUUAUAAUGAACUAUCCGAAAAUCAACACAAUAUAUCACAGUAUCCACCGAUAAUUUCCAAUACGAAUGAUAAUACAAUCCCGCCACAUACUAUUGUAUCACAAAAUAACAAAGUAACACAUUCAUCAAAUAUUCCAAAUCAGAUAAAACAAGAAGGAGAGCCUUGUAUUUCACAUGGUUUUAUGGGAGAUACCAAAAAUUGCAAAAAGUUUUAUAGAUGUGUAAGUAAUUUACGGGGAGGAUUUAUCAGAUACGAAUUUCUAUGUAGCGAUGCCACUAUAUGGGAUGAUAGUAUACAGGGUUGUAAUCAUGCUUGGUUAGCUCGCAACACGCGUUGUGGACGUGUCAAUAAAUAUGAAGAAUAUACAGACACAUUUGGCGAUAAAAAACAAACAGAGAAAUUACCCAGUAAUGCAGAUUUUGAAUACAAACCUCAAAAUAAUCAAGGAUAUGUUGUAAAUCUAAUGGAGUCCGAAAAAGGAAAUGAUGUCUUACAAAAUCAAUCACAAGCGUAUGGAGAAGUACCAACAACAACAACCAGUGAAAUACCGCAAACAACCUCAACCCAAAUAACAACAUCAGGUUAUAUACCAGUACAAAUUAAUUAUGGGGAUAAAAUAUUACAAAAUGAAUAUUCUCCUUCUCACACUCCAUUUAGUGAAAAUGAAUAUAAUAAUAACGAGGAAGAUGUUGGUAGCAACUUUAUUAUUGAUCAAAAAAAGAAUGAUCAAUGUUACAAAAAUGGUUUCUUUGGAUAUAGUGAUGAUUGCAGUAAAUUUUAUAGGUGUGUUGAAAGUUCACAAAGAUCCUUUACUAAAUACGAGUUUACUUGUAGUGAAGGUACUGUUUGGGAUGAUACCAUAAAAGCUUGUAAUUUUGCUUGGGCUGUUAAAGAAUGUGGAGCUAAAAAGUUAACUGACAAUAAAUUUACGACAUCAAUUCAAUUCCAUGAUUAUAACACGUUAACUACUCCAGGACAUCUAAGUGAUAUGAAUAAUGGAUAUGGAUUAGGUAAUGAACAAUCUUCGACUGUAUUUGUUGAUAAAUCAAAAAUAACGCCAGAGUCUUUAGUUCAAAGCACAACUUCGAACGUCAUUCCUGAUGAAGAAUUUUAUGACUAUGGAGGAUAUCAACAAAAUAAAAACACAAUCUCAACAGAGAACACAAAUAAAAUAGUAAAUAAACCAUUACAAAUUGACCAAAAAAAAUGUACGAAGUCUGGUUUCAUGGGUGAUAAUAUAGAUUGUAAUAAAUUUUAUCGAUGCGUUGAAAGUGGUAAAGGCACAUUUAUUCAAUAUGAGUUCACUUGUGGCGAAGGUACAGUCUGGGACGCACGAAUAGAAUCAUGCAAUCAUGAAUGGGCUGUUGAAAAAUGUGGUGAUAAAAGUGAAACAGAUAAUAAUAUUCGUGAAACGACUACUACUUUGAGAACUUCUACUAUUAAUGGAUUUAGUACCCAAGGCUACUAUGAAACUACUAGCUUAAGUAAACCAACUACAAGUAGUCCUACAAAAUUAUUUGAGCCCGAUGAGAACAAUAAUAUCUCUAUUUCUACUACAUUACAGCCUAAUGUGAAUACUGAAUCAUCCCAUAAUGUUGAUGCAAUGUCAACUGUGCAAGAUAAAUGUUUAAUGGAAGGAUUUUAUCCGAAUACAGUAGAUUGUAAAAAGUUUUAUCGUUGUGUUAGCGAUGGCAACGGUGGCUAUGUUAAAUAUGAAUUUUCGUGUGGAGAAGGAACAGCUUGGGAUGUUACGAUUAAUUCCUGCAAUCACAUGGAAGUUGUUAAAACGUGCAAUAUUAAGCAAGAAAAUGAAAUAUACGAUGAAUCCAGUCCAAAACCGCCAACCAGUGCAGCGACUACAACUGCAUCGGACAUAAAACUAACUAGUACACAGUCAACAAAUACUAUUCAAACAACUAGUACACAGUCAAUAAAUACAAUUCAACCGAAACCUGAAAAUACAUGUACUGAGGCAGGCUACUUUGGUGAUACUAACGACUGUAACAAAUUCUAUCGAUGUGUAAAUGAGGGCAAAGACAAAUUUAUCAAGUACGAAUACACUUGUGGAGAGGGAACCAUUUGGGACCAAGAUAUAACAGCUUGUAAUCAUCCGCAAGACGUUAAAAGACCAUCUUGCCUAUCGGAUAAUCUAAACAGCUCUACCAUGUCUACGUCAGAUUCAUGGUCAUCUACGUCUACAAUUCAAACACAAAUAAUAACAGAGCCUAGCUCUAUAAGUACGUCAACUAACGUAGAAAAAGAAGCAGAAGCAAUUGAACAAACCACAAAGAUCAUCACAACUAGUUUAAAACCUACCGGCGAUGGUACAGAACAAACAUGUGUUGAAGAGGGAUUUUAUGGAGACACUAAUGAUUGUAAGCAGUUCUACCGGUGUGUUUAUAAUGGAAAAGAUGGAUUUACAAAGUAUGAUUUCACCUGCGGUGAAGGUACAAUAUGGGAUCAAGAUGUAGUAGCAUGUAAUUAUCCGACAGAUGUCGAACAUCCCUCCUGUAAAAUGGAAAGCACCUCGACCACAAUGAUGACAUCUCUAGACGUUUCAUCACCAUCAUAUUCUACUACUGAAAAAUUAAGUACUACAACGAUGGCUAUAUCACACAGUUCAUCAACACAGUUAUCAAAUGAAGAAGGUAGCACUCUGAGUACAGUAAAUGGUAAUAAUCCAAUUACAUCCACUCAACAAAUUAUUGAACACACAACAAUGAAUUCAGAAUCUAUUAAAACUUCAACAGAGUAUCUGAAUGUGAAUAACAAAGACUCUUGUUAUAAUGAAGGAUUUUUCGGAAGUUCUGGUGAUUGCAAGAAGUUUUAUCGAUGUGUUUACAAUGACAAAGAUGGUUUUAUUAAAUAUGAUUUUACCUGCGGUGAAGGAACAAUAUGGGACCAAGAAAUAACAGCUUGCAAUCAUCCAGAAGAUGUCAAAAAUCCAUCUUGCUCCCUAGAAAGUACAGACAGUUCAUCGACUACAAGUAAAGAUUUUACUUCAUCAACAAAUAGUUAUUCGUCAACAACAAUAACGAGUAGUAGGCCUUCAUCUGUUAUUUCUAGUACCACACAUAGUCCUGGAGGUGAAAACAUAAACAAAGAUGACAAUGUGAAUCAUACUACAACUGAACAGCAAGAAAAAGGUAAUUUUACUUGCAGUGAGGCUGGUUUUUAUCCAAAUCCCAACGACUGCAAAAAGUUUUACAGGUGCGUCGAUUGGAAUAAUGAUGGUUCUAGUUUUUCUAUAUUUCACUUUGAAUGUGGUGAAGGUACAUUAUGGGACCCUACUUUAAACACUUGCAACUACCAGGAUUCUGUAUAUCCAACUAGGAACUGCAGUGGUUAUCAAACGACAAACAACUCAGAAAGUACAUCAACGGAAUCAACAACAUCCGAUAGUACAUUAACAAGUACAGAAGAAAGUAAUACCUCGACACAGCAAACGACUACCAGUAAACAAAGUACAACACCAUCAAUCACAAGUACAGAAAGUACUACCACACAACAAUCUAUUACGGACGAUUCUACAACAACCAGCCAACAAACAACUUCAGCAGAAAAAUCAACAACCCAAUCUACAAUUUCAACAACUGAUCAAACAACUUCUUCAACCUCUUCUUCACAAGAAACAACGACAACACAAUCUACUAGUUCGACAACUGAUCAGUCGACGUUUUCAACUGCUUCGUUACAAGAUACAACAACAACACAAUCUACCAUUUCGACAACUGAUCAAUCAACUUCUUCAACAUCUUCGUCACAAGAUACGACGACGACGGAACGUUCUAUAACAUCUACCGAACAAACUACACAAACAGAAAAAGUCACUGAAGAAUCAACAACUAGUGAUUCAACAACUCAGACUUCAACUACAGAGCAACAAUCUACAUCUACAACGGAUACUUCGACGACAGAAAACGAUAAAACAACUACGGAAUCAUCGAAACCAACUACUGAGAGCAACUCAUCUAACAGUAAAUGUCCUGAUAUGGAUGACGAUCAGCAUGCUUAUGUAUGUCCUACAUCAUUUAGGAGGCACCCAAAAUAUUGCAAUAUAUUCUAUCAAUGUACCGAAGAAGAAGACAGUCAUGACUUGAAAAUAGCAUUAUUCCAUUGCCCUAAUGGUACAAUUUAUGAUGAAAGUAAAACACAAUGUCUUAAUGAAAGCAAAUCCGCAAAGAAAUGUGAAGGUACAAUGUCCCGAACUCAUCGAAUAAAAAGAUUGAGUGGCGACCAUAUUGAACCGAUGACGGUUAGUACAAAAAGUUACGCAUGUCCAGGAACAGGAUAUUUCCCAUUUGAAGCCAAUCAGGAGUGUUCUCCAGCAUUUCUGAAAUGUCAGCGUUCCAGAACCAAUAAAUUUAAGGGUCUAGUUUACAAAUGUCCAAAAGAUUACGUUUUCUGGACAGUCAGUAAACGAUGUGAAAGAACGACAAGAGUGAGGGAUUGUAACAAAAGUGUAUAUGCAUGGAAUAACAGACAUGACAUACCCACGGAAAUUCGGAAUGUUGCACCAUAAAUAUGAAAAUAUACAAAGAACAAAUUCAUAAUAUGAUAAUGAGUUGCAUGGAAACGUUUAAAUAAGCACUGAUUAUAUUAAUAGCAUACGUACACUUAAUUAAGCCAGUAAAUAGUACUUGAAUCUAGUCUUCAUUAACAAUAGAAAAAUAAUAAUGUGACUCUGUCACAGUAAUUAAUUACAUUACUUGUGAUCAAGAUUGUGUUACAUUUAAUUACAUACAUUAUUUUGAUCACGAUUGGAUUAGCACUUAUAAUGUACCAUGUACAAGUAUAAACGCAAAUAAAUGUUAUGAAAAUACU